Molecule: messenger RNA, 4804 nt
Organism: Thlaspi arvense
Lineage: Eukaryota; Viridiplantae; Streptophyta; Magnoliopsida; Brassicales; Brassicaceae
Source: the annotation of a GenBank genome assembly
GUAAAACGACCCCGUAUAGCUGUGGAUCGGCGGUUUAUCGUAUACUAAUAAAGUGCUCUUGGCGGCAGCGUUUACCGGCAAAGUCGUUUGCUCAGGCGGUGAAGAAAUUAAGAAACUGAGAAAAUAUGGGAGUGCAAGGGCUUUGGGAGCUGCUCGCUCCCGUCGGUCGCCGCGUCUCUGUUGAAACACUAUCCGGAAAACGAUUGGCCAUCGAUGCGAGUAUAUGGAUGGUACAGUUUAUAAAGGCGAUGCGGGACGAAAAGGGAGAUAUGGUUCAGAACGCUCACUUGAUCGGUUUUUUCCGGAGGAUUUGCAAGCUUCUGUUCCUAAGGACUAAGCCCGUUUUCGUCUUUGACGGAGGCACUCCGGCAUUGAAACGCCGCACUGUCAUUGCGCGCCGUCGUCAGCGUGAGAACGCCCAGACGAAAAUCCGAAAGACGGCUGAGAAAUUGCUGCUUAAUCGGCUCAAGGAUAUGAGGCUUAAGGAACAAGCCAAAGAUCUUAAGAACCAAAGGUUGCAGCAGAAUGUUAGUGCUGGAGAGAAGAAGAAACGUGUAACUUCAGAAUCUGUGCAAGAACCUUUGCGAGACUCUGUGGAGAAAGAUGCUGUGGGGAGCAGUUGUUUUCAGGAGGAAAAGCUAGAUGAGAUAACUCCCGCAUCUAUGGUGGGAGAAAAUGGUGUUGACAAUAUCAUCAAAGGGUCCACGAACUAUGAUCCGAAGGGAAAGAGAAUUUUACUGGAUGGGGAUGACCUAGAUAACAAAAUGAAGACUAAUCUUGAACAGGAUUCCUCAGCACGGACAAAGGAUUAUCAGGAAAAGUUGGAUGAGAUGUUAGCGGCAUCCCUUGCAGCAGAAGAAGACGGAAAUUUUACUAACGAAGCAUCGUCUUCAGCUGCAGCUAUCCCAUCUGAGGAAGAGGGCAGCGAAGAAGAUGAGCAAAUUCUUUUGCCAGUAAUGGACGGAAAUGUCGACCCAGCUGUUUUGGCUUCUCUUCCUACAUCCAUGCAACUUGAUCUCCUUGCUCAGAUGAGAGAAAAAUUGAUGGCAGAAAACCGGCAAAAGUACCAAAAGGUCAAGAAGGCCCCUGAAAAAUUUUCCGAGCUGCAAAUAGAAGCAUACCUUAAAACAGUAGCCUUUCGUCGAGAAAUAAACGAAGUUCAGAGAUCUGCCGGUGGAAGGGCUGUCGGUGGUGUUCAAACUUCUAGGAUAGCUUCUGAAGCGAACAGAGAGUUUAUCUUCUCAUCUUCCUUUUCUGGGGAUAAAGAUGUACUUGCGUCUGCCAGAGAAGGAAGAAAUGAUGAAAAUAAGAAAAAUACGCCACAACAGUCUUUGCCAGUCCCUUUUAAGAAUGUUUCUUCUCGGAAGAAAUCAGAUGCUACUAUUGAUUUGGAUAGAGAUGAACCCGCGAAUCCUGAUGAAAAUAUUGAAGUAUAUAUAGAUGAAAGGGGCCGCUUAAGAAUAAGGAACAGACACAUGGGGAUCCAAAUGACUCGUGAUAUCCAGAGGAACUUACAUUUGAUGAAAGAAAAGGAGAAAACAGCUUUUGGUUCAGUGUCUAACAAUGAUGAAACACUCAGCGCCUGGGAAAACUUUCCUUCUGAGGACCAGUUUCUUGAAAAUUUACCUGUUAAGGAAGGUGAUGUUGUGAAUCUGGAUAACCAGAAUGAUGAUUCCAUGCUACGAAAUCCAUCUGCGAUAGAGAUAUCAUUUGAAGAUGAUGGUGGGGGGAAAGAUCUGAAUGAUGAAGAUGAUAUGUUUCUUCAGUUGGCAGCGGGAGGACCAGUGACAUUUAAUUCUAAAGAAAACGAUUCUAAAGAAGAAGACUCUUCACCGUGGGCUUCUGACAGUGACUGGGAAGAAAUGCCGGCUGGACAGAAUAAUGUUGCCUCUAAGCUUGAAGUGAAUUCAAGCAAUCAGCAUAUCCCCGAGGAUAUUAGUACUGAUGAGGAUGCAGCAACUACUUGUGAAAAUGCCAGCAACUCCAUGGAGAAUGAUACAGUAACACAGUUCUCAAAAGGCUACCUGGAAGAAGAAGCUGAUCUGCAGGAGGCUAUCAAGAAAAGUCUUCUUGACUUAGGUGAUAAGGAAUCCGGGGAUAUCUUUUUUGAAGAAAAUCAAACGGUAGGGGUAAAUCUAGUUCUUGACAAGCCGACUCAAAAUAGUGUGUGUUCUAGUGAUACCGUUGGUGAAGCUGAUCGAGAGGGAAAUCUGGACGAAAUAACAAUCUUGAAAACUAGUGGUGCUAUACAAGAGCAGUCCAACGCUUCUGUAACGGACAAUGUAGAUGGUCAGAGAGGGAUAACCAAACAAUUUGGUACACAGCCUUCUUCCAGUUCUGAUAAGAAAAUUCCACAGGUUAAGUCAGUUAUCUCACCCGACAAAAAAAUUAUUAUUGCUAGUGAGAGCAGCAUGCUGUCCACCAUGGCUAAACAGCAAAAUGAAGAGGGUUCUGAAAGUAUAGGUGAGGAAUCUGUCAAUGUGUCUGCUAUGUCCGUAGCUGAUGAGGACAGAACUGUUUUCUUGGGCGAGGCACCUAUUCGCGGUAGUGUGGAAAAAGGUAAUGAUAGUGACUUAUCUUUCAUGAUGGAUGAUAAGAGAGAAUAUAGAAGAGAUAAACCCCAGAGUCCUGUCACUGAAUCAGUGGACCCUUCUCGUGGUGAUAUCAGAUCAAGCAUAGGGAUACUGUAUGAAACAGAUUCACAGCAAGAAACAAGGGAGGAAAAUAACUCUAACGACCGCGCUUUCAAUAUUGAGAGUUCAAUAGAUUUAGAGGAGAAAGAGGUGCCUGUUGAAUUUUCAGAGGCAAAUUUGGAGGAGGAAAUGCGAGUACUCGACCAAGAAUAUGUAAGUUUAGGUGAUGAACAGAGGAAACUUGAGCGGAAUGCCGAAUCUGUUAGCAGUGAGAUGUUUGCAGAAUGCCAGGAGCUACUCCACAUAUUUGGCGUACCAUACAUCAUAGCUCCCAUGGAAGCGGAGGCACAGUGUGCAUUUAUGGAACAAUCAAACCUUGUUGAUGGCAUUGUCACUGACGAUUCAGAUGUAUUCUUGUUUGGAGCUAGGAGUGUGUACAAAAAUAUAUUUGAUGAUCGCAAAUAUGUGGAGACAUACUUUAUGAAGGACAUUGAGAAGGAGCUUGGUUUGAGCAGAGAUAAAAUAAUCCGCAUGGCAAUGCUGCUAGGAAGUGAUUACACAGAAGGAAUCAGUGGAAUUGGUAUUGUCAACGCUAUUGAAGUUGUGACUGCGUUUCCCGAGGAGGAUGGGCUUCAGAAAUUUCGUGAAUGGGUUGAAUCACCUGAUCCAACCAUUUUAGGAAAGACUGAUGCAAAAACAGGUUCAAAUGUAAAGAAGCGUGGAUCUGACUCUGUAGAUAAUAAAGGAAGCAGCUCAGGUGCCUCGACUGAUGACACAGAAGAAAUAAAGAAAAUCUUCAUGGAUAAGCAUAGAAAGGUAAGCAAGAACUGGCAUAUUCCAUCUACUUUCCCUAGUGAAGCUGUUACUUCAGCCUACAUAAAUCCACAAGUGGAUCGGUCGACUGAGAUUUUCUCAUGGGGCAAACCUGAUCUCUUAGUUCUUAAAAAGCUAUGCUGGGAAAAGUUUGGUUGGAACAGUAAGAAGACAGAUGAUCUGCUACUACCUGUGUUGAAGGAGUAUGAAAAACGCGAGACGCAACUUCGAAUGGAAGCUUUCUACUCCUUCAGUGAAAGAUUCGCAAAGAUCCGUAGUAAAAGAAUCAAAAAGGCUGUCAAAGGAAUUGGCGGAGGUCUAUCAUCAGAAGUGAAUGAUCAUCCUUCCCAAGAAGGUCCAAGAAAUAAGAAAAGACUUGCUCCCCAUGACACUGAAGAUAACACUUCAGAGAAAGAUUCAAAUAAAGCUGAUGAGAAGGAGAAAAACAAAAGGAAUCGCUUAGAAAAAUCAUCUGGUAGUAGAGGCAGAGGUAGAACUCCAAAAAGAGGAAGAGGAAGAGGAAGAGGAAGGGGCCGAAGCAAUCUCCUCCCUGAGCUAUCUGACGGCAGCUCUGAUGAUGAUAAGGUGGUUGAAUUGCAGGCACCUCAUGAUGCAGAACCGAGCAAUCUUCAAAAAAUGCGAAGGUCAACGCGAUCUCGGAACCCUGUGAAGUACGAUCUGAAAGAAGAUGAUGAAAUCGACGAGUCAAGAAACAAUGGAGAAUCCCUUAUUGAGAAUUUGGAAGAUGAUGAAUUCCUCACAGAAGAAGGCAGAGUAGGAACCGUCUCUGCGGAAAGAACACAUAACGAAACAAACGAUUGUCCUUCUGAAGACUAUAUCCAAAUGGGAGGUGGGUUCUGUACAGAUGAAGCUGAGAUUGAAGAAGCUCACUUGGGUGAUAAAGCUACUGAUGAUUACAGAGUGAUGGGUGGCGGAUUCUGUGUCGAUGAAGAUGAAACAGGUGAGGAAGACGAUGCAAUGGAUGCAGAGAUGGUAGAGCCGGAGGAGAAUGAAGAACAUCGAAACAAAGCUAAACGUCGAAAUGAAGAGGAUGCAUCAUCAUUGGAGAAGAAUGUUGAGAUUGAAACUGGAAGUUCUUCGGCUGGAGGAUUAAGUGCUAUGCCUUUCUUGAAGAGGAAGAAGAGGAAGAGCUAAGAGAGAACUAACAUUUAUUAAGUAGGAAGUAAUGUAUGAUUUUGAGAUGGUUUCUUUUUGUUAUUGAUUUGACAUAAUUAACAAAUGAUAAUGAUGUGAAUAGAGAAUCUUGAAGGUCUAACUUUUAAAAAAGGAAGAAAGUUGGCAAACAAUAAAGGGAAACAGCAGAAAGAAUUUGUGAAGAAAUCGAGAAUCAAACUUCA